GCAGGGUGUAGCGCGGCGCCGGCCCCGGCCACCAGUCUCUCUCGGACAUAUCCCCGGGGCGUGGAGCCCUGAGCCCCCCGGUGGUGGACGCCCAGGGGGAGGCGCCCCCAGCAACCUUUAACAAGUGGAGACGGAGGUUGGCCUCCUUCAACUUCUGUAUCUUUGAGUCCUCGGAACCGUCUUCUGGAGAGACAGAAGUUGUCCACUUCUGCCAGAGGACUCCUGAAACCUGCUAACCUUCUGCAAGAACCUCUCAUCGGCUCUCUCUUCAGGACCCGACCACAGAAAUCCUGCGAAGGAUGUACCAACUAGUCAAGUUUGCUACUGUUUCGAACUCUCAUCAAUAUGAACCUGGCGAAGCGUUCAGCGGGGAUUUAAGAUGAGCCGAGAAUGGUUGUUCCACGAGUCGUAGCUACGACAAUUAUCAGAAAUGUAGAAGACACCAAAACUGGCACUGGUGCCUCUCUUGCAUCGUUCAGGCGAGAGAGCUUCAGCUGACAUAGUGAAGAAGUUCUGGACGUCAACACUAGCCCAGGCGAGGGACAGUAACCGCACCAGUCGACGAAGGAGGAGGAGGAGGAGAAGGCGAGGAUAAGGGGGAUAGGAGGAAGGAUGUGCAGGUGGGUAGGACGGUGGUGGGAAAGCGUGUUGGUGGUGGUGUUUGUGGUGUGUGUCGUCCACGCCGCCAUGAUCCAGAAGAGAAGGAAGACGGCGCUCGUUGAGGGAGACAUUCUCAUCGGCGCGCUCUUCUCCGUCCACCACCAACCCAAGCAGAAGAGUGCCUUCACCCUCACCUGUGGCGAGAUCCGGGAGCAGUACGGCAUCCAGAGGGUGGAGGCCGCCUUCAUGACCAUUGAUAAGAUCAACAACGACUCUCAGCUGCUGCCCAACAUCACUCUGGGGGUGGAGAUCCGGGACUCCUGCUGGUACUCCUCCAUAGCCCUGGAGCAGAGCAUUGAAUUCAUCAGAGACUCGUUGGCGUCGCCCAUAGGCAGCACCAACAGCACCCAGCGACCCGACGCCUGCAAGUCCACAACUACAAGCAAGAGACUCGUCGGCGUCGUUGGUCCUGGCUCCUCUGACGUCACUAUACAGGUACAGAACUUGCUGCAGCUGUUCGGCAUCCCGCAGGUGGGUUACUCGGCCACCUCGCGGGACCUGAGCGACAAGUCCCGCUUCUCCUACUUCAUGAGGGUGGUGCCCUCCGACUACUACCAAGCCCAGGUCAUGGUGGAUAUCGUCAGGCACUACAACUGGACCUACGUCUCCGCGGUCCACACCGACGGCAACUAUGGCCAGAGCGGGAUGACGGCCUUCAGGGAGCUGGCUGAGAGCAACAACAUCUGUAUCGCCAAGGAGGACUCGGUCCUCAGUAACGCCGAGGACGAGGCCUUCGAUAUGGUGAUCGAGCAGCUGCGGGAGGACCAGAGAGCCAACGUAGUGGUGUGUUUCUGUGAGGGCAUGACCGUCAGGAACCUCCUGCUGGCCGCACAGAGGAACAACGUUACCUCCAGGUUUCUCUUCAUCGGCAGUGACGGCUGGGCGGACCGUUCCGACGUGGUGGCGGGCCUGGAGGAGGCGGCUGUCGGGGGCCUCUCCAUCAAGAUCAACAGCUCCUACGUGGCAGAGUUCGACGACCACUACUUCCAGCUGCACCCUGAGACCAACGACCGCAACCCGUGGUUCAGGGAGUUCUGGCAGAAUAGGUUCAACUGUUCGCUGCCUGGCCAGGAGGAGAUCGUCUCUCUACCUCGCUGCUCUGGUGAAGAGUCCCUCCGGAAGGGCUACAAGCAGGACACCAAGAUGGCCUUCGUGAUGAAGGCCAUCUACACGAUGGCGUGGGGCCUGCACAACAUGCAGCGGGACCUGUGCCCCGGCACCCAGGGCCUCUGUGACGCCAUGCUCCCCAUCAACGGCUCCCUCUACAGGGAAUAUCUAAUGAAUGUCACUUUCACCUAUAUGAACGAGUCAGUGACGUUUGACUUGCGGGGCGACCCACCAGGAAGGUAUGACAUCAUGAACUACCAGAGGCUGGAAAAUGGGAGCUUCGAUUACAUCCCCAUUGGGACGUGGGACAACGGAACUCUGGUCGUCCACGAGGAGCUGGUCAUCUUCAACAGCACCGACGGCCUCCCGCCCACCUCCGUCUGCUCGGAGCCCUGCAGCUACAAUGAGUUUAAGCAGAGCUUCGUGGGGACAGGCGACGACACGCAAAGAUGCUGUUGGAUCUGCACGGCCUGCGACCCGGAGGAGUACCUCAAGAACGAGACCGCCUGCGAGAAAUGCCAACCCGGGUACUGGCCAAACCUUAACAAGACAGGGUGUGACGCAAUCCCAGUGAAGCACAUCAUGUGGGGUGACACAGAGUCCAUUGUGGCGCUCAGUCUUGCUUCACUAGGCUUCAUGGCGACCUGCUUCUCUAUGGUGGUGUUCUUCAAGUAUAAUCAUACACCAGUGGUCAAGGCAUCUACUAGAGAGCUCUCCUACAUCAUCUUUGUGGGUAUGAUGGUGUCGUACUGCGCAACGCUGCCCCUCUUGGCUAGGCCUUCCACCCUGAGUUGCGCAGUCUCGCGGGUCAUGCCAGGCCUCUCCUUCGCCAUGAUCUACGCCGCACUGGUCACCAAGACCAACCGCAUCGCCAGGAUCCUUGCAGGCAACAAGAAGAUCAUGAUGCGUAAACCUCGCUUCAUGUCCGCUACUGCACAGGUGAUCAUCACGUGUAUAUUGAUCAGCAUUGAGGUAGGCAUCAUCACAACCAUGCUCAUCUUGGACCCCGCCGAUGUCAAACACAUCUAUCCACGUCCUGAGGAGGUUAAGCUGGUCUGUAACACAUCGCCACGAGGCAUCAUCGCCCCCAUGGGAUGGGACUUCUUCCUCAUCGCCAUGUGUACAGUCUACGCCAUCAAGACGAGAAACUUGCCGGAGAAUUUUAAUGAAGCAAAAUUCAUCGGAUUCUCCAUGUAUACUACCUGCGUCAUCUGGAUGGCGUGGGUUCCCAUCUACUUCGGCAGUGACCACAAGAUCAUCUGCAUGAGUAUGUGCACCUCGCUCAGUGCUCUCGUCACACUCGUUCUCCUCUUCUUUCCCAAGCUUUACAUUAUUCUUUUCAGACCAGAGAAGAAUGACCGGUCAGCCUUCAAAACUGCCACAACAGUUCGGUGUCAUAUUGGGUCAUCGAGCAAGGCCAGUCUGUCGAGACCCUCUGAUCCCUCGCCAAGUGCUGCUAUUGAAAGCAUGUACGUUGGGUCAGCUAUGCUAGGCUUCGGGCAGCCGCAGCUCUCCCUCAUGCAGAGGAUCCGCUCCAGCCUGGGCAUGCCCUUCAUCCCACCCCUUGGAAUUCUACCCAGAGACCCGAAUCCUCGCUCCUUGCUUAGACGGGAGAUCAGCGUGUGGAGUGACGCCAGCGGCAGCGUGGGCACCGCAGGCGGGACCAACAGCAACACCAGAGACAUGAUGCUGCGCAGAGCCUAUGGUUCCCAACUCGACCUCACAGGUGGCGAUGGGUUGUGGACCCGAGAGGAGAGGAGUUGCCAGACGACAGACGACCUCCUGGACCCUCUCAUACCCAGGCUGAGACGACGCGUGGCCCGGGCGGUGAGGGAGAACGAGAUCGAUGUCUGUGAAGGGCGAGAGUUCUUCAGCAUCACACAUAACUGGAUGAACUCACAGGCUGAGGCUGCCCGGACUGCGAUGCUGGGGAACGACAGUCAGCGGAGCAGCGAGGCCGAUGACCGACCAACCACCAUUAUCAGGGAAGACCUCGUAUUGGAAGAUAGAGAAAGCAGGAUCAAAGAACCAAUGACAACUUUAAUGGAAAAUGGUGUUGACAAUGAAACUGAGUGUUCAUAUUUAAUUAAACAAUCUGGUUCUUUGCAGGAAAUAGCAGAAUCAUCAGUUUACGAAAAAAGACAUGGCAUAAAAUUCCCAAUCUCUGCAAAAUAUAUGACUGAAAAAAACAAAAUUCAAAUUCCAGAUCAGGUUGAGAGAGAGAUUCGUUUUGAAGACUGUGGUCAAAGUGUACCCGCAGAGGAAGGAUGCAAUCACAAGUGCUUUCCUCUAAACAGCGUGCAAGACAAUUCCAUUAGUGGUGAAUGUAAUUCUUCACCAGAAAAACUACCUACCUGUGUUGAAAAUCAAAGUGAGUGUUCAGUUCAUAAACAAACUUGCACAGAUUCUCAAUUUGUUAACUUUAUUGGGUAUGGUUCAGUGAUGUCAAGUUCUAAAGACGUGAGUUGGGCUAAACAAUGUCCAGUUAGUUGUGAUAGCAGCAUAAUAUUCAAGAACAAAAUUGUACCCUUUAACCAGUCUACUCAAACAGAAAUAUCCCAUGAUAAACAUGGUUGGGUUUCAAACGCGGACGGGAGAAAUCUUGCGGUAGCAGCCAAUGAGAAUAUUGGAAAAAUGGAUCUAUAUCACCGGAAGAGAAAGGUGGGAGUGUCAGCCCGAGUGUCAGACGUUCGUGGCAUCCUCAAGUCAGUAAGAUUAUCUCCAGCAGAGAGGGAAACGAGGGUAUCAUUUAGUUCUCAGUUCUCUCCUCAAGGGGUUACUGCUGACGACGAGCCCCUCUCACCGACACUAUUGGAUGAAGAUGCCGAGGCCCGUAGUGAAGCUGCAGUCAAAGAGGUUCCGCGUCAGGCUUUAGCAUAUGAUAACAUAUGUGGACACAAACAGUCAACGUCAGAAGAAACUUCCUUUAGCAUCCUUGAAGAAGCCCUUAGUGCUGAAAGUGAUAUUGAAGCUUCAGAUCAUUGUGAAUUAAAAACUAUAAUUAUUAGGUUAGGUAGUGAUGAGGCAGAUGUUAAUAUCCCAUCAAUGACCAAAUCAGAAGUAAAUGGUAAUGUAAUUAACUGGAGACCAACUCUAGGCAAAAAUCAUAAAUUGCUGCCAUAUUCCUCAGCAAACUUUAGUUAUGAUAAUCCUUCAGUAAAUACAGAUACCGAAGUUUUGUACAAUGUUGAAGAUGUGCGAGGCGUGACUAUGUCUGGUGUGUCUUCGGGAAGUAACUUUAACGUGCAUGAAGGGCAGGAAGACCCAAGCAAAAAAUAUGCGAGAGAAAAUGAACUAGUUAUAUUAGACUUGCUACAUAGCACCUUCCCACAAAAGUAUUAUAGUACUCAAGGUUCACAGUCUCAUUGUGCCUCAACCACAUUACAAAAUUCCAAUAUUGAUUUGCCCACAUCUAGUAAUACUCCUGAAGACUCAGGCUCUCUCUCAGUUAAAUGUCUCACUAUAACUCCUCCAGAACUCUACAGAAAUACCCCACCAAAACACAUCCCUCCUCAAGAACCAGAUACACUCGACCUUUCAUACUUCAGUCAACCCAUUCCAUCACACAAAUCACAAUCUAUUUCUGAAAUCGAAGAGCACAGUCAUUAUAACUCUCAAUUACUGAACCCUGUAGUUGAAGAUUACUGCAUAGCAAACGUCGCAAACUCUCAAGACAUAGAAAUGGAGCCAAAGUAUAUUUCCUCUUCGUUAAACUCUGUUGUACAUGAAACUUCACCCGUACCACUCACCCCUUGUUUCAAAACAUAUCAAUGCCAGUCUUGUGCAGAAGUCCCGUCCUAUGUUAGUCCAACACCCAGUUGCCACACUGCCUCCACAGCACAGUAUCCCGCCGUGGAGGAAGACACACACACAGAUACCAGGUUAUGUAGAACUGAUACCGACGACGACACGGACGAAAGUACAACGCCUAUUAAGGAAUUCUUCCGAACUCAUGGCAUUAAAUUUGAUGUUACUUCGACGAAAUCAAAAAAACUGUAAGUGAUAUUAUCCUUAAUUUUGACUUUACAAUGUUCUUAAGGACUUUUCUUUUAGAAUAAAGCGGCUACUUAUA
Procambarus clarkii (red swamp crayfish) is the source of this 5839-nucleotide messenger RNA. The record is from RefSeq and is a predicted model, not a curated record. NCBI's taxonomy places the organism in Eukaryota, Metazoa, Arthropoda, Malacostraca, Decapoda, Cambaridae.